UUUAAUGGCAAAAAUAGAUGAACAAUUAAAAGAAAUUGGAGUUGAGACAGACUAUAAAAGUACAUUAAAAUUUAUAUUUUUAGUGUUGAUAGUGAAAUUUGUGGUAUUUAAUACUUAUUUAAUCGGAAGCUGGGUUUUAUUUAAAAUGGCAAAUCUUUAUCCAAAUUAUACGUGUUGGGUAUCAUUCUUUCAACCACAUCUAAUUAUAUCCAUCAUUGUUGUGUUAUUUUUAUGCUUUGUGAAGCAAAUGAAGCAUCGAUUUCUCCUACUCAAUAAGGUCUUAAAGAGUCUAUAUCAACAAAAAACACUUGAUGCGGAAAAACGUUGCAAAAUUGUUCGUCCUUGUGGUAUUUGCAGCUUCUAUAAUCUCUCUCAAAAAGACACAACUGAGAUUAUAUCGCAAAUUGCUAAAAUACACGAUGAACUAUGCGAUGCAUGCAAUCUUGCAGAAGAAUAUUUUACAGCACAAAUGUUGACAACUGUCGCUGUUUGUUUUCUCAUAAUUGUCUUCAAUACCUAUUAUAUCCUCGGCGCAAUAUUCGGAGAAGCAAAUCAUGGCGAGUAUUUUAAUACAUUUGAGUUUAUAUUGUUUUUUUCGUACCAAAUUGCCGUACACUUUGCAUCCGUUUUUGCAAUUGUUUUCGUAAGUUCUGCUGCGGCGCGUGAAAGUGAAAAGACAGCAAUUUGUGUACACAAACUUUUGAAUGUAACCACCAAUGAGGAUUUAAAAAUCAAACUGACACAAUUGUCAAUGCAAUUGAUGCAUAGGAAGAUUGUCAAGAGCCUUAGCACAUAUCUCAUAAUAUUAGUUCAGUUCACAUUCAAUGAACGUGCAAAAGUUCAAAUGCUUAAAAGAAUUUUAGAGGAUAUGCUACGUAAAAAUAAUCUUACAAUUUCAAUUAGUGAUUAAAUUCUUUGUGAAUCUUUAUAAGCUUAUGUGUGAAAUAUUAAGCUCC
This is a messenger RNA of Chironomus riparius, 956 nucleotides long. The record is from the annotation of a GenBank genome assembly. Lineage: Eukaryota; Metazoa; Arthropoda; Insecta; Diptera; Chironomidae.